Molecule: messenger RNA, 7174 nt
Organism: Stegostoma tigrinum
Lineage: Eukaryota; Metazoa; Chordata; Chondrichthyes; Orectolobiformes; Stegostomatidae
Product: cytosolic carboxypeptidase 4
Exons: 23
Coding region: 259-3654 (1131 amino acids)
Biological process (GO): protein side chain deglutamylation; C-terminal protein deglutamylation; proteolysis
Molecular function (GO): zinc ion binding; metallocarboxypeptidase activity
Source: RefSeq, a predicted model, not a curated record
GCAACACUUAGUUAUUUUGUAUUCGGCACUCAUUAAAAUUUUUGCAUCAGAAAAUGGAUACCUCCCUUUGUGCCAGAGACAAGUGAUGUCAAUCUUUGACCUGCCCACAAAAACAACUGGCUAGUCUUCUCCACUAUUUCAUACGAGAGAGAGAGUGGGGCGGGGGAGAGCUCUUGUGCCUUCUUGUGGAAGGGAAGUACUUUUUCCGUCUCUCUCUCCCUCCCCGUUGGUUCAAGACCAGACCAGACCAGAGCAGAGAUGACUUCUGCCUCAGGAAAUGCAACAGGCUUGGAAAUUCUUCUUUCAACACUCAAGAGUUCGCAUGAUGUGCAAAAUACUCUCAGCAUCCUGCAAAUUCUGGAUGAAUUGCUGUCGGCAGGGACAGUCAAACGGAUCCGUUACAUGAUUUCCAAGGGAGGCAGCGAGGCACUGUUACACACACUAAUUAACAUGAGUAGAAUAUUUCCUCCAAAUUACGAUGUCCUCUUGCCUCUAAUGCACUUGAUCAUCAAAGUUGGACAAAGAGACAAGAGAUUUGGACAGAAAGCUCAAGAAAUUGGAGCCAUUAAUGAGACCUUGAACCUGCUGAAGCACAGUCUACCACAGCCCAAGUACGUCACUCCCUGUUUGUGGGUUCUCAAGAUCUAUGCUUCAAGUGUUGUAACUGGUGCUACGCUCGGUAAGAGUGGAAUUACAAGACUGCUGUUCAAACUGAUAUCUCCAUAUACAACCAGGAACACAAAGGCUGUAAGAGCAGCCAUUGAAGCUCUUUCAGCUUUACUGAAAUCAAAAUGGAACUGCAGGAAAGCGGUGGACAAUGGAUACGUCCAUAAGCUCCUGAAGGUGUAUCAGGACUGGCACCAACGCGAUACACAGAACAAGUUCAUCCCCAUUCACAAAGCUCUCCUCAACUGCAUUAAGAAUAUCACAAACAUCCAGAUUGGGAAGGAAGCCUUUCUCCAGGCAAAUGGGAUGCGAAUCUUGCUCAGAGCCUCACAGGCUUAUGGCACUAGUGCAGGCCUGCAGCCUGUUGUCAAGUUGGCGACACAAGUCAUGCGGAGGUGUCAUCCCAAACAGCCUCUCCCUUUGCUCACAGCUAGAAGUUGCUAUUCAUUUGUACUCCCGAAUGCAGCAGACUCCCACCCACUGGACCUUCCCAACACGGUUCCUCAAGAGGUCAUUGCAAUGAAAGAUGAUGAUGAAGAUCAGGAUGAUGAAGAUGACAUUGGGAAUGAAGAACCAGCAUGUAAUGAAGAUGAUGACGAUCUUGAAACAGAUUUAACAAGACUGAGGCCAAAUCCACAACUUGAUAGACCCGUGGAGGAGCUGAAACAAUACGAAAGACUUUGCCCAGAACUUAUUGGAUAUUUUCAGAAUUUGGACACAACAUCAGAGGAACAAAAUAGAGAUGGGGUUAAUGUAUCAGGUUCAGCAUUCUUCGCAACUUCCCCCUCUCAGAGACACAAGAAUCCUAAACAGUGGCAAAAAGGUAUUAUUGCAGAAGCCUUACCAGCCCUGCACAGCUCCAUUGGGUACAGAAGAACUCAUCAGAUAUCUUCAGGUUCAUCUGACAGUAGGGAAGAAAGUGAUUCCAAGUGGUUGACAGAGCAUUCUCUCAUCCAGGAUUCAAGCAGAAUUCCCGUAGGACCAAGUGGUGGAUGUACUUUGAAUCCUUCAAAACAUAAAAUUGAGAAGAUGCAUCAGUGUAUGCAGAGGCCCAGUGUGAAUUCAUCAAAAACUUGCAUUCAAAAUGUGAUUGGUGAAGACAGAUCUCACCUCUUCAGCCAGAGCCGGUCUAUUGACAGCAAGCAAAAUGGUCAGGACACUGGCUGUAAGCUUUUGGAAAUGCGUAGGGAAAUAGUUCCAUUCCACGAUCCAUAUGUUUACACCACUAUGGCAGAGAAAACAAAAUCAGCCUCCGAUUACAAAACUCUGGCAUUUCCUGAUUAUUGGGGUCACAUCUCUCCGCUCUAUCAGGAGCCACUGACCGGCCAGUGGUCCGGACAUCAGAGGGAUAAGAUUUUUGAAGAUAUUCAACGUUUAGUCAGUCCUGGAGAUACUUUAAACAAGGUCGUUUUUGAUGUUGAAAGUCUUCCAUUGGUUACAUCGGAAGAUGACAAUUCCCUGAAGUUCUACUCAAAUUUUGAGUCUGGCAAUCUUCGCAAAGCGAUCCAAAUUUGCAAGUAUGAAUAUGAUUUGAUCAUGAAUGCCGACAUUAACACAGACCUUCAGCACCAGUGGUUUUACUUUAAGCUCAGUGGCAUGAAGGCUGGAAUUCCCUACCGAUUCAACAUCAUUAAUUGUGAGAAGACCAAUAGUCAGUUCAACUACGGUAUGCAGCCAGUGAUGUACUCUGUCCAUGAGGCAUUGUGUGGAAGACCGCAUUGGGUUCGUGCAGGUUCUGAUAUCUACUAUUACAAAAAUCAUUAUUGCAGAUAUAGCGCAGCUGCAAGAGGGCAGAAGGAAACAUCAUUCUACACCUUGACAUUCACUGUCACUUUCCUACACUUGAAGGAUGUCUGCUACCUGGCAUAUCACUAUCCGUACACCUACUCGACACUGAUGACCCACCUGCACCUCCUCGAGGAGUCACUGAAUCCUGACCAGGUUUAUUUUCGACACCAGACACUGUGUUCUACACUGGGGGGUAACAGGUGCCCAGUGAUCACAAUUACUGCAGGCCCUGGAUCCCAACGUGAGGAGUUGCAUCAAUUUUGGAAUCGGCACUAUGUGGUACUGACAGCUCGAGUCCACCCUGGAGAGAGCAAUGCCAGCUGGGUCAUGAAGGGCACACUGGAAUUCCUAGUGAGUAAUGACCCCAUUGCUCGCAGUCUACGGGACUCCUACAUCUUCAAAAUCAUUCCUAUGCUAAAUCCUGAUGGGGUUAUCAAUGGCUGCCAUCGCUGCUCUUUGAGUGGAGAGGACCUGAACAGGCAGUGGUCAGAGCCAAAGCCUGACCUUCAUCCGACUAUUUAUCAUACUAAGGGGCUCCUCAACUACAUGAGAAGUAUUGGCAAGACCCCACUGGUUUAUUGUGACUACCAUGGACAUUCAAGGAAGAAGAACGUCUUCAUGUAUGGCUGCAGCAUUAAGGAGACACUGUGGCAGGCAAGGUCCAGUGUUGACACAGCAACGUUGAAAGAGGAUAUUGGAUAUCGGACCAUUCCCAGAGUUCUGGACAAGAUCUCCCCAGCAUUUGCCAUGAACCGCUGCUGUUUCUUGGUCCAGAAGUCGAGAGAAGCGACAGCGCGGGUGGUGGUUUGGAGAGAGAUUGGGGUUCUCCGAAGCUACACAAUGGAGAGCACUUACUGCGGCUGUGAUCAGGGCAAAUACAAUGGUCUGCAACUUGGAACCCGGGAGCUGGAAGAAAUAGGAGCUAAAUUCUGCACGGGGCUCUUGAAGUUAAAGAAAGAGGAAUGGGCAUGUAGCAAACAACUGAUAACUGAAGAUGACGCUGUACUUGAUUUUGAUAAUGAGCUCCAGAAUGAUAGGCACAUGAGACACAGUGAUGGGAGUGUAGAUGAUGAGCCACCGUGCCCAGAAGAAAUAGAUUAUGACACAGACAGUUGCACAGAGGAAGAUGAUGACUCCAUUGACCUUGCUGCUGAGCUUGAUUUGAGCUCUGGGGAUGAGCUCGAGCUUGAUAAGAAGUGACUCUCCAUUACAGAAUCUGGGAGUGGACACCCAAACAUCGCAAAAUGGACUACUACAUUGCCAUUCUUGUCACCAGUGAUAUCCAAACACAAGAGAGCUUCGGCAUGGAGCAAAGAUACCUUGUGACUGCAAUUUUCCCCUUGCUGUUCUGAAAUGAUCCGAACAUUGUCUGUACAAACUGCUUUGGUUGUGAUAAUGUUACGCAGUAUUUUGCUAUCCUGUAAGUCAUAGUUGUAGUGUGGAUUCCCACUGAACUCCCUAUAAUGGUUGUUUAGAGGUCUCACAGAUCUGUGGAGAACCCUGAGCCCAGCAUUCCUUAUCAUUUCCUGUCAAAGAUGGUGGUGUUAGGCUGAGGAGGGGCCUGCAAGAACAGGGCUUUGGCAUUUAUUGGCAAUCAUGUAGUGCACCCCAAUUGUAAUCAUUAGCAUCUUGAUCAUGCAACACAGAGGCUUCAGACAGCUGAAUGCAACCUGGAUUUUACAUUUUCAAUUGCAGAAGAGACUAAAGGUUCUUUCCUGGGGUGAUGAGAGUAUAGACAAUGAACCUCACACCCACAUUGGUGCAGCCACAGCCUCCCACACCAGCUUCCAGAGGUCCUACUCCAUUUCCUGCUCUCACUGAGGGAUUGUGACAGGUUUCAAUGUGGGGUCACAGUGAGAAAAUGUUUGGGAAGCUGUGCCUUAAAUGAGGAGCAGUUAGGCUAUCAGCAUGAAAACGUUUAAGUAACAUGAACAUGGGAACUAGGCAGGAUGAGGACUUUGAUCACUGAAGCUGAGAGAGCUGAGUUACUUUUAUUUUAAAGUUUGUUAUGAAUUGGGCUAAACUCAGUCGGCUUGGGCUACAAUCUAUUUGUCAGCCCCUCGCCGUGUUUUUAAGUUUUCCUGCAGAUUCACACAAGGAAGACAAUGUGGGAAAAGGUAUCACACUUGACCAGAGCUCCAUGAAAACCGUUGCUGCCUCAUUAGAUAGCUUGAGACACCAAAAUCUCCUUAUUGUUCAUGGGAAAGCAGUUCAGAUUCAUGCGUUUUGUGCUGAGUGUAGGAUUAAGGCCGUAAAAGUUCUGUCAGUUGGUGCACACUGGGGAGCGAUCUGAUUGAUUUUCUGACUUCCAACUGCGGAAGAACUGUUUGUUUUUAACCCCAAGGUGUUACAGAGUUGUUGAAGCUUGUAAGCUUCAUUCCUCAUGCUGUUAAUCCCCCCUGGUCUGGUGUUUUGCCCGUGUCUCUCUGACAACUAUCCCCUUUCUGGCCAUCUUCCACAGGAAGGGGAGUGUUGGCGGACGAUUGAGGGUGAGGGUGGGGUUGGUGUUUUGGAAGCUAAAUGUGAAAAGGUGUUGAUCCCAGAAAACAUUGAGGACCUCGAGCGAUACACAAAGGUUGGAGAACUGUGAAAUCCCUCACUGAUUGCUGAAGGCUGUAAUGGAAAGCAAUCCAAGUUGACAUCAAGUGAUUAUUUAUCCUCAUAGGUGUUGAGGAGCCAGAGAGAGACAAAGGAAAAUGCCAUGACCCCAGAUAAGCAUGCAGAAUCUGCCCUGCUGCAAUCAUUGCUGGGCAAGACCUCCAAGAUGUGCAGAAUCAACACAACUUUUUCUUUCUCUCAGAGUCUUCCAAGAUCCAGAGUCUGCUCUAUGGAACAGGGUGAGAUGUGCUUAUAUUUCUUCUCCAAAGGUACAUGGGGACUACCCUGCGAUUAGCAGCCUUAACUGGUUGACACUCCUGCAGCUAGAUGUGCUACGUAUCAGCAAAUCCUCAUGUUCUGUGCCAAGUGAAGCUUACAGCUGACGUCACUUCCCUGUCCUUCCUGCCUAACCUGGACCAGGAGACGAUUUAUAAUGAAUAAUAAACAUAUGUAAGUUAACUUUUCUGAUAUAGAUUGCACCCACUGUCCUCUGCUUCAAAAAUGGGCCCCAGCCUUGGUGCGCGGUGACGUCCUUGGGCAGUCCCUGCUCCCCUCCUUUUACCAAUUUACAUCCACCCUGACAUCACCCAGCACAGGUCUAUUUCAUUUUCCUGGUGUUAAAUACACACGCACAUGAGGCCUUAAAAGUGAAGGUCACUGGUUUAAUGUCAUUUUAGUUCUGCCUAUUUAAUUCUUGUGGAAUCAUGGCCAUUUGGGUCUGUAUGUGCUGUCACAUCCUUUUAUCUAUAACUGGAUUUCUAAUCAGCCAUCUCAAACUUGUUUUAUACAGUGUUAAAGAAUAUUUCCUUGAUUAUCCGCUAGCCUUUUCAUUUUUCCUUUUAGCCCUAUCUGUACCCUCCAUUUUCCCUCUUUAAUUCCUACAAUCCUUUCAAUUUAUUUUGGGAUUGUUAACACGGGUUUUAUCAGAUCUCUCCCCUCAGUCUGAUUUUAAAUCCCUCUCCUUCUUGGGAGCUUUUAUUAUGCUGCACAUUCUUAUUGUCGGAUAAGAGUUUAUUUAUUUCAUACCUCACCAGAUUUGAAGAUUCCCUGUGGCUGAGCUGUUGUCCAUCCAUCCUGCCUGUGGAGAAACAUAACAUGUUCAAAGAGGGAGACUGGUGCAUUCAGAUAUACACAAAAAGAUUCACAUUUUCAAGACAUUAUAUCAUAGAAUUCCCCAAAUUGGGCCUCUCAGGUCUGCGCUGGCCCCCUGAAAAGUAUCCCACCCAGAUCAGGCCCACUGCCCUGUCCCCAUAACCCCACAUUGUCAUGGCUAACUCACCUAGCCUGCACACCCCUGGACACUAUGGGCAAUUUAGCGUGGCUAAACCACCUAACCUGUGUAUCUUUGGCCUGUGGCAGGGAACUGGAGCACCCAGUGAAAACCAGAGCACCCAGCGGAAACCCACACCGUAACGGGGAGAAUGUGCAAAUUCCAUACAGACAGUCACUCAAGGCCAGAAUCGAACCCAUGUCCCUGGCACUGUGAGGUAGCAGUGUUAACCACUAAGCCACCACGCCACUCUAAUAUCCAUGAGAAGAGCUUAGAAAUAGGAGGAAGACAAAGUCAUUUGGCUCCUCCAGCCCGCUCCACCAAUCCAUAAAAUUGUGGCUGAUCCAGUCUAGACCCCCGACCCCACUUGCCCACCUGUUUCCAAAAGCCUCCGGUACAAAACGCUGCCUUGAAUAUAUUCCCUGAUUCAGACUCUCCAUUGGAAGAAAUGUGAACUGGUUCAAAGGAACGCCAGCUGGGUUUAAUGUGGAGAAAUUGUUGGUCAUAAACAUUUGGAUUCGAAACAGGAAAUGUUUGUUGGGUUGUCAAUUAGCAUGGGAUGAAAGGAUAAGGACAUGGCAGUGAGUCAGUCGCUGGCAGUAAUGAGUCAGUGUGAAACUCUUAGCAGCUGGGCUAAUUAUACAGUCAGGCCUCAAAACUAUUAAGUGUGAACUGAAGCUGGUUAUUAUAAGUCUAUAUAAUUUGUUGGUUAGGAUGUUUGCAAUAUAAUGCAGGGUUUUGGGUGGCUUCUGUUUCAAAUGGGCACUGAAGCAAAGGGACGAGAGAAUGGCUCAGUCAUACUUAUUUUAAAAGAUAUAGAUAUUUACCAGGUUUAUGAGGUUCUGAGCAGUG